AUGCGAAUCCGUUUUCCUUUUGCUAUCGCCUUCCUGGUUCUCCUCAUCUUCUCCUCGUCGAUCGGUCUGCUUCCGUACUCUUCGCUCCCCUCCACACCUGCGGCGGCGCAACCCUAUAUUCCCCGUCAAUCCGACAAGGCGCUCCAUUUUGUAUUCUUUUUCGCCCUGACAGCAACAUUCUACUUUAUCCUCGAUACCACUCGGAGACGGGUUAUUCACCUCACACUGGUUGUCUGCACACUAUGUCUCGCCGUUGGAAGCGAAGUUGCUCAGCACCUGCUGCCAAACGAUCGCGAGUUUGACCCUUGGGAUGUCCUUGCCAACGUAAUAGGCAGCUUGGCAGCACUGGGCCUAGCCAGCGCAUACCAUCGACGUGCCGCCGAAAGACGAAGAAGGGCCAAAUUCACCGCUCUCGCGGGUGACGGUCUCGAAGGAGAGGAUUUAGAGCUGGGAGAGGGCACCAAUGGGGGACUUGGAGGAUCGGAUGCAGAUGCCCAGGAAACGGGUGUUGUGAACCGGUCAGUCGAGGAAGAGUUAGAUAACUGGGACGAGAAUGUUCCCGACGACGCUUGGGAAGACGACGACGAUAUCACGACAAAUGGUCAAAACACCAAAGUAACCCCUUCAACGAGCUCAGUGGGAAGUGAAGAAGCUCUCAAGAAACUAGCCGUGGAUUGA
This is a messenger RNA of Capronia epimyces CBS 606.96, 678 nucleotides long. RefSeq lists its product as uncharacterized. NCBI's taxonomy places the organism in Eukaryota, Fungi, Ascomycota, Eurotiomycetes, Chaetothyriales, Herpotrichiellaceae. The coding region runs from base 1 to 678 and encodes 225 amino acids. The transcript is spliced from 2 exons. The record is from RefSeq and is a predicted model, not a curated record.